This is a messenger RNA of Saccoglossus kowalevskii, 564 nucleotides long. RefSeq lists its product as uncharacterized. The record is from RefSeq and is a predicted model, not a curated record. Lineage: Eukaryota; Metazoa; Hemichordata; Enteropneusta; Harrimaniidae.
AUGGAUGUAUACUGGCAAAUACCAGAUGAUGAGUCCAGUCAACUACUCACUGUGUUUAAUACACCCCUUGGUAGAUAUUGCUAUUUGCGAAUGCCUUUUGGAAUUAAUUCAGCACAAGAGGUAUUUCAGAAGAGAAUAUCCCAACACUUUGAGAAUCUUCUUAGUGUUGAAACAGACAUAGAUGACAUUUUGGUAUGGGGUACAACAACCGCCAAUCAUGAUGAAAGGUUGAAGGCUACACUCAAACAAUGUGAGGAAAGAAAUCUCUGUUUCUGUCACAAAAAUUGGGUACAUAGGAAAUAUUCUCAUCCCAGAAGAAGUACAACCAGAUCCAGAAGGAUUCGAGCUAUAACUGAGAUACCGCCAGCAACAAACAAGCAAGGAAUAAUGCGAUUACUGGGUACAAUGUCUCGGAAUAACAACCAAAAUAAUGUUGGUAACAAACUUAAACACUUAUCUGCCAGGUCAAAAGAACAUUUUAUCAAUAGUAAUAUACCUGCUCUGUUAGUCGUUAACAACGCUGUACCCAAAAUACCUGACAUUAUACCGCAUUGUCUCUACUAG